AUGUCUUUCCUCUCCCGAUCAACCCCUCUCCUCCGACAGGCUGGCUUCACUCACCAAGCGCCACGCCUCUUCUCUACCGCUGUCGUCCUCCGCAAGGGCCCAAUAGAGACCGGCAAGGAUGCCUUGAAGGCCGUUGAUCGUACGAUUUCGGACGCUGCUGUCAAGGGUAUUGAUAAGGGUGUUGAACUCAAAGACAAAGCCGCAGACACUGUAGGCACGAACGCAUCAAAGGCUACUGAAGCCACGCAAGACGCUGCGCAGAAUGCACAGUACAAGGCGGGUGAUUUGGGGGCUGAAGCUCAGGGAAAGGCAAAUGAGAUUGCAGGCAAGGCCAAGGGUGCUGCUGCUGAGGCUCAAAGGAAGACUUCUUAA
Lithohypha guttulata is the source of this 372-nucleotide messenger RNA. RefSeq lists its product as uncharacterized. NCBI's taxonomy places the organism in Eukaryota, Fungi, Ascomycota, Eurotiomycetes, Chaetothyriales, Trichomeriaceae. Bases 1 to 372 code for a protein of 123 amino acids. The transcript is spliced from 2 exons. The record is from RefSeq and is a predicted model, not a curated record.